This is a messenger RNA of Phanerochaete carnosa HHB-10118-sp, 1326 nucleotides long. RefSeq lists its product as uncharacterized. The record is from RefSeq and is a predicted model, not a curated record. The coding region runs from base 140 to 1159 and encodes 339 amino acids. The transcript has 10 exons. NCBI's taxonomy places the organism in Eukaryota, Fungi, Basidiomycota, Agaricomycetes, Polyporales, Phanerochaetaceae.
CUCAACAAGGCGAGCAUGUUAACUCCCUGCGUUUUACUCCUGCCCUCUCCCGCCCACUUGCGCAGGCUACAAGAGAACUCCUCUGUAGCUCGUCUUCUCUUCUCUUGCUCGCUUCACUGAAGAGUCUGCCCAACGGCGCAUGUGUCGCUUCGUAAUUUACAAAGGCACUGCACCCGUGCAACUGUGCCAUCUCCUCACACGACCAUGUCAUUCUAUCAUCAACCAGGCCUUUGAUUCGCGGCUGCGUCUCGAUCACAGAAGGCCUAUUAACGGAGACGGUUUUGGCGUAGGUUGGUAUGACUGCAUCUACGACGAGGAGCUCGGGAAGCAACCGUGCAUAUUUACCUCCGUCACUCCGGCUUGGAACAACAUAAAUCUGCAAAGACUCGCAGAGAAGAUCAAGUCCCCUCUUGUCUUUGCUCAUGUCCGGGCUACUACUGCGGGUACUCUCUCAUUGGACAACUGCCACCCGUUCCAGUUCGGAAAGUUCAUGUUCAUGCACAACGGUGGCAUUGCAGAGUUUCCAAAGAUCAAACGGCAGCUGCAAUCCUACCUAUCGGACGAAAUCUUCGACAUGGUCAGCGGUAACACAGACUCCCAAUGGUCGUUUGCACUAUUCUUGUCAAAGCUUCCGGACCCUCACGCAGACAUUGUCCCCCCGGAGGUGCUACGGCAAGCAAUGCUGGACACUAUCGCCCAUAUCAAUAUGCUGACGGAAGAGGCCGGUAUCACCGAGCCAAGUCUUCUCAAUUUCUGUGUCACCGAUGGUGAAAGUGUUAUUGCCACACGGUACAUUUCCUCUCGACAGGAUGAGGCCGCGUCGUUGUGGUUCUCGUCCGGCACUACUUUCAGCGAGUUUGCCGAUGGUGGUCAUUAUAAGAUGACAAAGAUGGACAAGCGAGAGAACAUUAUCAUGAUCGCUAGCGAGCCUCUUACCUUUGAGAAGGCGGACUGGAUGGAAAUUCGGACUAACCACAUGGUCGUGAUCACCCCCAAGAUGAAUCUCUUGCAAAUCCCGAUUAUCGACAAGUAUUAUGUCACUCCUUCAGAUCCGAGUGCUCAGCACCGAGGUACAGACUUCGCCGCAGCGAAAGGACUCCUGAGUCCGAGGCGUGAGCUUCCCCGGUUGGAGUCAGAUCGCCCUAUCCUUGCAAUGUAAACCUGUCGCUUUACCUUUUCUAACGAUUUACCUUGAAUUUCUACUAUGUACACCGCUUGUAGCACAUCUCUUGUAGAUAUACUUUGCCAUGCUGUGCAUGUAUAAUGCACAAUAUGCCAACGAAAAAACAGAUGCGCGGAUGCAAUGAGGCGCUUCGCGCUCCGCGC